UUCUCUCGUCUGUCGCUCAUAAAAUAUGGCGUCUUAGGAAGUCUGUUGUUCGAAAGAAAGUGGCAACGUAUGGAUAUGCAAAUAACCACGCACGUAGUGACAAAAACAUACCAGUUAAAAGGCAGACAAAGUCACACUGGUAAUGAAACGCGAUGUUGAGGUCUACGGGAUUUUUCCGUGGGAUUGACUGCCCGUUUUAUUGUGAGAAUGUUAAUGGAAAAUCCGGUGCAGAUGGGUGCAGCAGACCCUACUGUCACUUCAGACACAGCAAACAAAGACGAGGCUCCUCUGGGAUAUACGACAUCAAUAAGACUAAAGCGCGUUCUGCGAGUCCAAACGAUCAGGGAUAUGAUCCAUUCAGCCCAGAGGUUGUAAGACCAGGUGAACAUUAUAAUGGGGAGCCACUGUCGAGCCUGUUGGUGGGACAGGAUGUGGACCUGGGUACUGUGGAGCUGGAGUUGGUCAAUCAGGCCAUUGAGGCUGUUCGCAAUGAGAUGGAAAGGGACAAGAAGCAGCUUUCUCAGAUUGGCGAUCAGGAAUAUGAGCCGACCACAAGCUCUGUUAAGAGACCGAAACCCACUGCAUCAUCCCAUCAGGGCUACGAUCCUGGGAGCUAUCAAAUGGGCCAAGCGAGUGAAUACACCCCAUCUCCUCACUCAAGCAAAUACACGUUAGACUCAGACAACGGCAUUGUCAAUGCACUGGAAUAUGUGCCCACCUCGGUCUCAAAAAAAAGCAUUAAAAAGGAGUUACCUCCCCCGUCCCGUACAAAGUGUAAAUACACUCUGGAUAACUCCAAACCAACCUCGGACUUGGAGUAUGACCCUCUCUCGAACUAUUCGGCUAAGCCAGCUGUAAAAGAACAAAAUACUUUGUGUUCAGAGGGAAAGGGAAGAAAGGGGUUUUAUCCUGAAAAACAAGGGGAAGAUGAGGAAUAUGUUCCAACGGCAAAGAAACCAAGGUCGAUGUCUUCUAAAGCAUAUGUCCCGAAGUACACUGUGAGUUUCUCUGAAUCUGAUGAGGAAAGUUCUGGGACAGAGUAUCGUCCAACAUCCAUAAGCCGAAUGCAGCGCAAAGGGAUCAACAUCAGCUUGAAAAAGGAACGAGAGUCAGGUACGAUGGGACAGCAAGGAAAUCGAGUGUCUAAUACUGAUGAGGUUUUCUCACAGAACGAAUCAGAUUAUUUGGAGUCCCAGGAUGUGGACAGGACAAACAAAAAGAUAGACAAAAAGACGCCUUUGAGUCAGUGGAAAAAUAUAAAAUCUGAUAAACUGAAAAAAGAGAAGGAAUCCAAUAAGAAGAGUCAAAAAGAAAGGUGGGAAAGUUCUACUUCAAAGAAUACAAGUAAAAUAGACAAGAACCAAAGUAAGCAUGAGGACAGAAUCAGUAAGUCUAAGGAAAAGGCGCGGAAAGAUGGUUCGGGGUCAAAAAGUACUGAGGAAAAGAACAAGAAGAUGGUUAAGAUAAAGAGUGAACAUUGCCACAAGGAAAAAGAUAGAGGAAGUGCCAACAUCAAGAAGCCCAAAAUGGACAAGGCGGUAAAAACCGAUAAGGUGCCACCCAAAUUCAAAGACCCGAAGAACGGAAAACUUGAGAACAGCACAAACGAGAAGGGCAAAAACAAAAGCAGCCAUGGGUGCAGCAGCACUAAAGACAAAAGCAAAAAAAACAGCUUAGUCCUUGAUUCCAAAGAGAGAAGUGAGACCAAACAGAGGAAUCUGAGCCACAUAGACUUGUUCGGUGCUGAGAGUGCUGAAGAGGAUGAUGAGGAAGAUGAGAGGAUAGUGAGGAAGUCGGCCUCUGCUUUUAAACUGGGAAGUAUCAUGAAUCAAAAAAGGAAAAUGUCUGAAGAUACUUCAUCGGAAGAUGAUUCUGAAGUGGAUGAUGAUGAUGAUGAUGGUGGUGGUGAAGCAGUGGACUACUCCUGUCUGCAGGAUGAGAUGGAGUAUGACUCGGACCCGAUGGAGGAGUGUCUGCGGAUAUUUAAUGAAUCCAAAGAGGUGAAGACUGAAGACAAAGGGAGACAAGCUAAGCAGUCUUCAAGGGAACUGGAGGAGGGGGAUGAGGAAGAAACAGAAAGCACUUUAACUACUCUCUUUCCUGGCCAGAAGAAGAGGGUGUCACAUUUUAAAGCUCAAGGAAAGUCAGGGACAUCGCUGAACGCUGUGCCGAUGCCGCAGCGGAGGAUGACAGCGCAGGAGAUCUGUUACCAACGCAUGCAGAAGGCCCAGCAACAGGCAGCACAGCUGACUGCUGCAGUAAAAGCUGCAUCAACCAACCCAAAACAGGGGCUCUCUGGAGAGAAACGACGGGUGGCGCACCGGCCAAAUGCCUCCUUGCCCUCCUUAAAGCCUGGGCUAGCUGAUGCCAGCAGUCGGAUGUUAUCACCCACCAGAGUGGCGACAGAUCAGCUUUCACUCAAAGCUCAUACAUCGGUGGGCAUCCUGUCAAAGACCAUUUCCACUGCAGUGCAGAAAAGAGUGGCUCACACCCCCACCAUGAAGAGCUCUGCCAUGAAGCGUCCUGUCAUUCCUGCAGAAUUUGGGGCCAAGGUGCCCAUUAAUGUCCGCCAGCGUUACCUAAACAUCUUCAUUGAUGAGUGCCUGAAGUUUUGUUCCUCUGAACAGGAAGCUUUUCAGAUAGCUCUGGAAGAAGAGAAGGUGGUGUGUGACAGGAGCAGCAGUAAGAACAUCUACCUGAACGUAGCUGUAUACACACUGAAGAAACUUCGUAGCAAGAACUCCCCUUCAUCCCCUGCCAUCAAGAGCCCGGCUGUAUCAGUGAAUACAAAGUGUCAGUCUCAUGAAGGAGUUCUUGGUGGACGGCUUGCUGCCAAAACCAGCUACACAAUCAACCGCUCCGGCAAACAGCAGGAUGUAGACCUUAAAGGAGCCAUUCUCUACAAAAAACUGAAAAAGUAUGCAAUGACUGAAGAACAGCUGCUGGAGCAUGGCUACCCCGGACCUCACCCUGAGGUGUCGGGUCAUGCUGUCGUCCAUAACCUCCCAGAGAAGAAAAACAAUGACCCUUUUUCCAAAAUCUGUUGUCGUUGUGGCGCCGAGUACAAGAUAAAUGCUAACGGCAGCUGUGUGCGUAAAGAGGAGUGCAGUCACCACUGGGGAAGAUUGCGCAGAAACAGAGUUCCAGGAGGUUGGGAGACACUUUACAACUGCUGCUCUGGUGCAGUUGGUUCUCCUGGAUGUGAAGUGUCUAAACAACACGUACAAGAUGGGCGUAAAGAGUCCUUGGAUGGUUUUGUGAAGACUUUUAGCAAGCCAUUGCCAGUAGAUGGAAAUGGAGGCGUCUACGCCCUGGACUGUGAGAUGUGCUACACAAAACAAGGUUUGGAGCUGACCAGAGUGACCGUCAUUAACUCUGACCUCAAGGUUAUUUAUGACACAUUUGUCAAGCCUGGCAGCAAAGUGGUGGAUUAUAACACACGGUUUUCAGGUGUGACGCAGGAUGAUCUGGAGAACACCACCAUCACCCUGAGAGAUGUGCAGGCGGUGCUACUGAGCAUGUUCAGUGCAGAGUCCAUUCUGAUCGGACACAGUCUUGAGAGUGACCUGUUUGCGCUCAAGCUUAUUCACUGCCUGGUUGUGGACACCGCUAUUGUGUUUCCUCACCGUCUGGGUUUGCCCUACAAGCGUGCCCUGCGCAACCUUAUGGCCGACUACCUCAAACGCAUCAUACAAGACAACGUUGGAGGGCAUGACUCCAGUGAAGAUGCCCGAGCCUGCAUGGAACUCAUGAUCUGGAAGAUCAAAGAGGAUGCCAAGGUGAAGAGAUGACCUCUGACCCUGCCAGUUCUCUCACACGAUGUUAUUAUCUUGAAGGAUUUUCGAUGAACUGAGCAUCAUAGAGGAAGAGUCACUGAAGCUCUUCAUAAUGGGCUGUGCGUCACUUGGGUCAGAUAAACUGCUUCAGAGUAAAUUCUGCAGUUUGAAUGAGAGGGAAAGAAAGAGAUGGACUGAAAGGAGGGAUAAUGUGAUAGAUUGCAAUGCCUAGACCACCAUUGCUCCUAACAACCAGAGCAUCAAACAAGCAAUCUUAAUUCCCACCAUGCUAAAACUGACCUAGUUUUGGGCAUUAUUUUCACAAGUGGACAUAGAUUGAGGAGAGGUUAAUUGACCUUGAGUUGAGUUAAAGUAUUCUGUUUUUUUCAGCAGUACAUUUGUUUUCAAAGACCCUAGUCCCCAGAUCAUCAAUUGUGAGGGUGUUUUAAUGUUCACUCUAGGUGAUGUGGAUCUUGGAAGGUCUGUGUGUUGCACUCUUAAGUUACUUGAAAUCAUGAUUUUCAGCACUGAUUCAAUGUCACUUCCUCUAGUAAUAAUGUAUAGCAAUCCGUAUUAUUAUC
This is a messenger RNA of Carassius carassius (crucian carp), 4357 nucleotides long. RefSeq names its product RNA exonuclease 1 homolog. Gene Ontology annotation, cellular component: nucleus. The record is from RefSeq and is a predicted model, not a curated record. Gene Ontology annotation, molecular function: exonuclease activity; nucleic acid binding. The transcript is spliced from 16 exons. NCBI's taxonomy places the organism in Eukaryota, Metazoa, Chordata, Actinopteri, Cypriniformes, Cyprinidae. Bases 153 to 3791 code for a protein of 1212 amino acids.